AUCACGUUAGUCUUACACACUAAAGGUCCCCAGUUCGAUCCUGGGCAGCAACAUUUUUAAAAAUUGCUUUUGAAAAGCUGUGAGUUGAAACCCAUGAGACCAACAUUUUGAAAAUCAGAAUUGGUUGAUUUCCCGCUCCUUUUGUUCUGUGCUCCGCUUUCUUCCACCACCUCCAUCUCUCUCAUUGAAUCUCCAGUUCCUAGUCGCAACUCGCUAAAGGUCCCCAGUUCGAUCCUGGGCAGCAACAUUUUUCAAAAUUGCUUUUGAAAAGCUGUGAGUUGAAACCCAUGAGACCAACAUCUCCUAGCUGUUAAGCCCUUAUCAUAGAAUGAGCUAUUAUUGAAAAUCAAAAUUGGUUGAUUUCCCGGCUCCUUUUGUUCUGUGCUCUGCUUUCUUCCACCACCUCCUUCUCUCUCAGUGAAUCUCCAGUUCCUAGUCGCAACUCGCUAAAAAGCAUAUGACCGUCAUGUUGACGGACUCCAACAACGCCUCCUAUGCUCACGAUCCUCUCUUUCCUUGGCUACUGUCCAUCAAGAAGGCACUUGAUAAUAAAGCCUUUGGUGGUGAUCUAAAUAAUCUUCUAUUAGACUGUAUAAGGACUUUCAAGCACAAUACCCAGUACCGAAACGAUCCCAGAUUUCUCAAAAUUUGGCUCCUCUACUUGGAAGGCAGUGAUGACACCGAAUUUGUCUUCAAAGAAAUGGAAGAGAACAAGAUAUGUAGCGACCAUUCUUUGCUUUAUGAACUGUAUGCGGGACUUCUUGAAGCGAAAGAGAAUUGGCAGCAAGCGCAAAUGAUUUAUCAGAAAGGCAUUUUAAGGAAAGCCAAACCUCUUGAAAGGUUGAAGGGAGCACAUGCUUUAUUCCUCGAUAGGAUGUCUCACAGGGUAAAUGGUUGUUCACUUCAAAAGAUUGAUGGUGAUGAAUCAAUUGGGUUGGUAAAAAAUCGGGUUCAUCCAUGGUCCGGUUCAACCAUGGAAGAGCUAUUAAAGAAGAUAAACCCCCAAAUCAUGAGAUAUGAUGGAUACCAUCAACGUAACAAAGCUUACUCUGGGAAAGUGGACUUGUCAUCUCUAGGAAAUGCAUCCAGAAACAAGAUCGUUAAGAUAGGCGGAAAGGAGUACCAGAUCAAAGGUUGUGCUGGUGAGGGGGGUUUUGCUAAAGUAUUUAGAGCAUCUGUUAACAGUAAUCCUGAUGAUAUUGUUGCACUAAAGAUACAAAAGCCUGCUUUUCCUUGGGAAUUUUACAUGUAUCGUCAACUUGAUCAGCGGAUCUCAACUAAGCAAAGGUCAAGCUUUGGUGUUGUUCAUGGAAUGGAUGUCUAUUCUGACUAUAGCAUACUUGUGUGCGACUACCUAUGCCAUGGGACACUUCACGAUGUCAUAAAUUCUUAUGUUAUUGUUGGUAAGUCCAUGGAAGAGGUUUUAUGCAUAUAUUACACCACAGAAAUGCUAUACAUGCUGGAAACUUUACAUGAUGUUGGGAUUAUUCAUGGUGAUUUCAAGCCUGAUAAUUUGCUUGUUCGCUAUUCCAGGGAUGACCUUUCUGAAGAUGGAUUUGAGGACCGAACUGGCUCUUGGGGCAAUCAGGGCUUGUGCCUUGUCGAUUGGGGUAAGGGAAUAGACCUGCAUCUCUUUCCUGAUGACAUAGAAUUCGUGGGAGAUUGCCGGACUUCUGGCUUUCGCUGCAUCCAAAUGCAAGAAAAUAAGCCGUGGAGAUUUCAGGUGGACACAUAUGGCCUCUGUGCCAUUGUUCAUUUGAUGUUGCAUAAUUCUUAUAUGGAGAUUGAGAAGAAAGCAACAUCUGAUGGUGGCUACAUUUAUCUGCCAAAAAAACCUUUUAAACGAUAUUGGAACGUUGAUCUAUGGAGGGAACUGUUUUCACAGCUGCUUAACAACAGCCCUCAUAAUGACAAGAAGUUACUCCAGAACUUGAGGGAACGAUUCCAGGAUUAUUUUUGCUCUAAUCGUCAAAUGUUUAAGAAACUAAAAGAUUUAUUAGCAAAGCAACGGCUUUCCAUGUGUUCUUCAUAGCAUGAAUUCAACCAUUCCUCCAUCUUGUAGUUGUCAAAUGUAUAUGCAGCUCAGUGGAACACAUCAAGCAAUCCAGUGCGGCAAAUGAGCUUGUUCUUGGAGAGCUUGCAAGCUGUAAGCAGGAAACAAGCUUAUCUUCAAAACAGAUGGUGUUUGAUCCUCUAUGUCAGCGAAGAUAUAUGAUGGAUGCACGCAUGUAAGUUUGUUGUAUGAUUUGCAAGAUAUGGUCUUCUUCAGUGGAAAGCAUUUAUUGUAUAAUGAAGUGCAAAAAGAAAUGCUUCCUAUUUGGUGUUUCUCUUGGUUCAGAAUGUUUGCUAAAUUAUACUCAUAUCCAUCAAAUAACGCUAGUAAUUUGAGUAACAAUGUUGUUGGAUUUAA
Molecule: messenger RNA, 2410 nt
Organism: Manihot esculenta (cassava)
Lineage: Eukaryota; Viridiplantae; Streptophyta; Magnoliopsida; Malpighiales; Euphorbiaceae
Product: mitotic checkpoint serine/threonine-protein kinase BUB1
Exons: 15
Coding region: 458-2032 (524 amino acids)
Biological process (GO): mitotic spindle assembly checkpoint signaling; meiotic sister chromatid cohesion, centromeric; protein phosphorylation
Molecular function (GO): protein kinase activity; ATP binding
Source: RefSeq, a predicted model, not a curated record